Messenger RNA from Gongylonema pulchrum, 885 nucleotides. The record is from the annotation of a GenBank genome assembly. NCBI's taxonomy places the organism in Eukaryota, Metazoa, Nematoda, Chromadorea, Rhabditida, Gongylonematidae.
AUGCACUGUAAUUUUUCUGCUCCUUCGAUAUUUGCCAGUGAAAAAGCACGUUAUUUACAAAGCAGUAGUAGCAGCAUUGGCACCGGCUUCUCGGCAGAUCUGAUCGGAAAAAAGUCUGUGCCGGCCACAGCUCCCCUAUUGACCACCGAACGAACGCGAAUUCGUUCAAGACGUAAACCGCAAGAUGAGCUGAAUAGAUUUCAUCGAGAAUUGACGCUUUCGGAAAAGGAAUCGCUGCAGCGGGAUGAUCCGGAAAAAAAUUUGCGAUCAAACAUUGGCACCGGCUUCUCGGCAGAUCUGAUCGGAAAAAAAUCUGUGCCGGCCACAGCUCCCCUAUUGACCACCGAACGAACGCGAAUUCGUUCAAGACGUAAGCCGCAAGAUGAGCUGAAUAGAUUUCAUCGAGAAUUGACGCUUUCGGAAAAGGAAUCGCUGCAGCGGGAUGAUCCGGAGAAAAAUUUGCGAUCAAACCGAUAUUAUUAUGACGGGAAACCAGGACGACCAAUGGUAGUUAUGGAUAAUGUUGAUGAUAUUAUUUAUGGUCCCAUUAAUUUGGACGAGAAAAACUUUAUGGAGGGAAGUUUCGAGGAUGACGAAGUGGUCUAUACGGAUGCGGAAGGAGUAGUUGGUGAAGCUGGUGGAAGCGGAGCUGAAGUGGAUGCGGAAAUGCAAAAUCAACCGAAAUUGCAACAGCAAGGUAAAAACAUUCUUUUCUUCGUUACUUUUUCUUGCUUUAUUCCUCUGUUCCGUCUUUUUUGUUUUGUUCCACUCAAAAAAUCUUACAAUUGGAUAUGGAACCGACAACCUCUUCUACAAGAUUUUACAUCAACUUUGCUUCAUACUUACACACUUAACUUUUUACUUUACCUCUACUGGUUUCAAUAA